ACUUCGUGUACUGUUGCUAAGAGAGUGUCGGAUUGUUUUUCCCUGCGAUUGAGAGAAGGCCGUGAAUGAGGGACUUUAUUGUGUCCUCCACAGUGGAACUCAUAACAGCCCUUCUUCUAGCAGGGUCUCCAGAGAGAGACAGAGGGAUUCUCUACUGCAUUCCCCCCACCCGACUCCAUGAGGACGUGAUGUCUCUGGGCCCCAUUUAAUUACUUAAGCCUCAGUCUUAAUAAAUGCACAGCUCUUCCUCUAGCUUCCCCGAAGGCCUGUUUUUAUGGUGAAGAGCAAUACGGGCCAUGGUAAAGCUGGCUGCCAAAUGCAUCGUGGCGGGUGAUUCAGCUGUGGGGAAGACUGCUUUGGUCCAGAUGUUCUGCAAUGAUGGGGCUCAUUUUCAGAAAAACUAUACUCUGACAAUAGGAGUGGAACUACUGAUGAAGACAGUACCUAUUCCGGGAACAAAUGAUAGUGUGGAACUCUUCCUCUUUGAUUCAGCAGGCAAAGAACUCUUUUCUGAAAUACUAGACAAAUUGUGGGAACAGCCCAAUGCCCUGUGCAUUGUGUAUGAUGUCACCAAUGAGCAAUCUUUCAGUAACUCUGCUAAGUGGCUAGAAAGGCUGAGAAUCCAAACAUCAGGAAUUCAUAUUCCAGGUGUCCUGGUGGGGAAUAAGAUUGAUUUAACUGAUAGGAGAGUUGUAGAGCGCAAACAAGCACAACAGUGGGCAGAAGCAAAUGGUCUGGAAUACUGUGAGAUAUCAGUAAAAGAGAUGGAAAAUUUUGAAGCUCCUUUUCACAUUGUGGCAAAUUCUUUCCACCGACUGUACAAAGAGAAAGUAGAAAUCUUUAAUUCACUGGUGUGAGGUAUCCUUAAGUACAAUAUGCUGGAUUAAAAAAACAAACUAACAAAGGCAAAAUCAUAUGCAAAUGGAAAGUAGGUUUUUGUUUUAUGGAGAAUUAUAGUUCUUCAACUGUUAUUUCAAAUCUCAUCUGCUUAUUGUUUGUCCUGUGAUGGACCUUUUUGCAAGAAACAUUGUUUUUGGUUAUCAUUUUUGCAUGAAUUUAUUCAUGUAUUUAGAGUUUAAAUAUUAUGAAUAUUUGAGGAAUUUCCAUAAGGAGAAAGCUAUCAAAAAAUUAACAGACAAUGUGUCAUACUCCAUACAUUUCAACCACUUGGACAACCUGUUUCUUAUCGCUAAGUUAUACCAAAUAGUUAAUUAGUUGCUGUCCAGAAAUAAACAUAAAAGUUAUAUUUUAACUUUAAUUUUCUAAAGGUAGAAAUGGGUUAAUUCAUAAUUCUCAGAGCCUCUUGAUCUGCAACUUUCUUUCUGCCAUCUCAGAAUAUCACUAGGUAGAGUUCUGUUUGGAUGUUAGUAACUAAACUGUGAUAGGCUUUUCUUGUUGCCCUUUUCUAACUACAGGGAUACCAAUCAUUUUAAUGGAGGAUAAGGGGUGAGACAUCACUUUGCACAAUAUCAUUCUUAAUACCAUGUUGUUCUAAAAAAAAUUUAGGUUCGGAAAUUAAUUCACCAGGGUUUCUUCAUAUUUUACUGGUAUUGUUCAUAUCAUGAAAUUGUAAUUGAUGGGCUUUUAACAUUUCCAUAAUGGUAUACAAAGAAUCUGCUGGGAAUAAUAAAGAAUGUGUUUAUUUUAAG
This is a messenger RNA of Python bivittatus (Burmese python), 1649 nucleotides long. RefSeq names its product intraflagellar transport 27 (gene IFT27). Lineage: Eukaryota; Metazoa; Chordata; Lepidosauria; Squamata; Pythonidae. Gene Ontology annotation, molecular function: GTP binding; GTPase activity. The record is from RefSeq and is a predicted model, not a curated record.